Molecule: messenger RNA, 444 nt
Organism: Durusdinium trenchii
Lineage: Eukaryota; Dinophyceae; Suessiales; Symbiodiniaceae
Source: the annotation of a GenBank genome assembly
AUGAUCACCGAAGAAAGGCUCAAUGCCAUGCUGGAGAAUCCGCGGGUGAAAGCCUACUUCGACACCUUGGACCUGGCAGUGCACGAAGGCACGGCGCUUUUCCACAUUUUGGAUAACGGAGAUGGAGAGGUGACUCUUGAAGAAUUCAUAGAUGGAGUACUACGCUGCAAGGGCCCGGCACGAGCCAUUGACCAGGUGGCCAUGCAAGCGGACUUGAAGAUGCUCGACCAGAAACUCACCGUGCUCAUGCGCUCGAUCCAAGAGGGAAAGGUCAACAAUGAGACAUUUGACAAAGUGGCGAAGCGGACCGAAGGUCGAAAAACGACUCUUACACGGGACCUGAAGGUGUUCAGACUGGAAGAGUCCGUGGAGUUGGGUGGCAUCGGCCCGUGCGAAGAAAGCUCCAACGGGCAGAAAAAACGAGGGCAAGAGGUGGAAAGAUGA